Besnoitia besnoiti is the source of this 2262-nucleotide messenger RNA. RefSeq lists its product as uncharacterized. Gene Ontology annotation, molecular function: nucleic acid binding; endonuclease activity. The record is from RefSeq and is a predicted model, not a curated record. Gene Ontology annotation, biological process: DNA catabolic process. Bases 1 to 2262 code for a protein of 753 amino acids. NCBI's taxonomy places the organism in Eukaryota, Apicomplexa, Conoidasida, Eucoccidiorida, Sarcocystidae. The transcript has 9 exons.
AUGCGCACAUUAGGAGGCAGCUCGUCGCACGCAGCGCGUGAGAAGGCAGCGGUCGAGCUUCAGUUUCUUGAGUCCGGUGUGAAUCAAGCAGCAAGCAGCGACUCAGGAAAGGUGGGUGUUUGCGCAGCGUUCUAUCCGCUGGUUGCGGAUGCAGGAGAAAAGAAGGCGCCGCCAUGGCCGUUGUGCAUGUCGAGAAGGGACGGUCGAGAAGAGGCGGCGCUCAUGAAGACGCUUCUCAAUUUUUGGAGCCUCGCGCUCGUCGCACUAGCCUUCUGGCGGAACGCGAGCGAAGUCGUGGCUUGGCACGACCAGGCGCAUAUGCUUGUUGCAGCGGUCGCGAGGGAGUACCUGAAGCCAGACACCGUGGAGAAAAUCGAGGCGAUUCUGGCGGAGUGGACGGCCGAGUACCCCACGACGUCGACUCUGGAGACUGCCGCCGUGUGGCUAGACCAUGUCGCUUGCUCGAUGCCCGGCCGCUACUGCCGCGGCUUCCUUCGGCAGGACGACAUCCGCAUCUUCAAGCCAUGGCACUAUACGAGCCACGUCUACAACCCGCAGGGGCUGACGCUAGAUCCUCGCGACGCCGUUCAGCCGUACCCGCAGACCGGUAGCGCGUGGAUUUUGAUAAAAGCCUACGAGUCUCUGCGCAACUGCAGAAGCGAAGAGAGCUCGCCGAAGGCGUCCGCAGUUCGCGCGCCGAGGGAGGCCGAAGCGACGAAUGGGGGAGGGCCUCCGGAGCCUCCUCAAGAGGAGCAGGCGCGUGAGGAAGAAGUUGCGCGUGGAGCCGACAUGCCUGUCGCGUUUCUCCACUCGUCGCUGUCGUCGUCGUCGUUCUUUCCUCUGCUGCAGGCGUUCAGCGAAAAACUCGCCGCGCUGCUGUCGUGGAGCAGCAGCACGUCGGCGCCCGAGUUUGCAGGCACUUCUGGGCGCUCAGUUGCGGACUACUUCGUCCCUCCGGCGCUUGUUUUCAGCCGCCCCGCUGAGGACGCACAGGGGCCGCGGAGAAAUGCCGGCGGCGCGAAGAGCGAGAAGGCCGCCGCGGCCGAGUCUGCGCCCGCAGCCGUCUGUAGCAAACUCUCGCUGAACCUCCACCUGCGCGUGCUGCUCCACGUCUACGGUGACGCGCACCAGCCGCUUCACUCGACAGAAACCUUUUCAACUGCCUUCCCCAAGGGCGACGACGGCGGAAACAACAUCACCGUAAUCUUGCCGGGGUCGGUGGCGGGUGCGGCCUCGGGUUCAGGAACGGAGAACCCGCUGUCGGCAGGCGAGCCCGACGGAACCGAGACUGCCCCUCGGGGGCCACCGGGCUCGGCACCGGGGGACGAAGCGUGGACUGAGUCGCCUCGCGGCGAGAAGCGCAGUCGCAGCUCCCACACCUUGCACAGCGAAUGGGAUGCAGCGUUUGGCCAGUACGAUACGCUGUUCUACGACGUGGACAUGACUGAGCUCAAGAAGGAGGCGCAGCGCCUUGUCAAACUCCAUCCUCUCGACGCUCACGCGAGGAAAACGUUUCUGGACUUCGCGGGUAUCGUCCGAGAAAGUCACCAGCUGGCGAGAGAGCACGUCUUCUCUGAGUUCGACUGGGCCACGUUCUCGUCGGCGUCUUUGCCGUACGGGCCGAGCCGUGAAUACGUGGAGAAGAGCCAGGCGAUUUGCGAGAAGCAGAUUGCGCUGGGCGGCGCACGUCUGGCGCUGGUGCUAGAGAGUCUGAGCGCCUCCCUGCCUGCGCCGCCGUCCACAGGCGGGUCCGCGCUCGCGUCCUCGUCGCAGGCGUCGGCGCUGGAGUCCGCGGCGGGGUCGGUCGUGGGCGAGGAGGGCGCGGCGGCUUUGCGGCCGUCGUGCGCCGCCUCUGAGGACUCAGUUUGCGUUUCGCGGAAGAGAGGAGGAAACGGUCCCGUUCUUCUGUUUAGCGAGCCCAGUGCGUCGUUGGAGUCUGCCGCUGUGGCGCUGCAGUACUCGCGGCCACUAUCUGCCCUCCUACUCGCUCUUUUCACCAUGCUCCUCUGUCUCCUCCUCGCUCUCGUGUGGACUUGCCGGCAGCUCAAGUUUUACAAACACGCAAUUUCGCUCACAACGGGGCGCGACCGACUCCGCAGAGCGACUGACGAAGACUCUGCGGGCGCUCUGGCCGCUGCCGCCUCCAGCCUGGAAUGCGCUGGCCUCUUCUCUGCGCCGUCCGCCGUCGUCGCGCCUCAGCGGCGCGUGUUAAAUGCCGCGACACCUAUGGCGACCCGCCUCCUCGCCAGUGCAGCAGAGUAG